Messenger RNA from Meleagris gallopavo (turkey), 6595 nucleotides. Lineage: Eukaryota; Metazoa; Chordata; Aves; Galliformes; Phasianidae. The record is from RefSeq and is a predicted model, not a curated record.
UUGUUCAAAUGUAACAUGAGAGCUGUGUAUAUUCAUGAUUUUUUGUGCUCAUAUAAAGAUACCGCUAGAUGCUGUCUACAGGUUAUUUCUUACUGGUUAAUUUAUAACAGAACCCGCUUAAUUAAUAGUUACAUUCCGGUUUCUUCCUCAGCCACUGGUGCCUCAACCACCAUCUAUGCCGUUGAGGCAGAUGGUGACCCAAAUGCUGGGUUUGAAAAGUCAAAGGAGCCAGGAGACAUACAGUAUCUUAUUAAAUGGAAAGGCUGGUCACACAUCCAUAACACUUGGGAAACUGAAGAAACACUGAAGCAACAAAAUGUUAAAGGAAUGAAGAAACUGGACAACUACAAGAAAAAGGAUCAGGAGACAAAACGAUGGCUGAAAAAUGCUUCUCCAGAAGAUGUGGAAUAUUAUAAUUGCCAGCAGGAGCUUACAGAUGAUCUGCAUAAACAAUAUCAAAUAGUGGAAAGAAUAAUUGCUCAUUCAAAUCAGAAGUCAGCAGCUGGCUAUCCAGACUACUAUUGCAAAUGGCAGGGUUUACCUUACUCAGAAUGUAGCUGGGAAGAUGGUGCUCUCAUUGCCAAAAAGUUUCAGGCACGCAUUGAUGAGUAUUUUAGCAGAAAUCAAUCCAAGACUACUCCCUUUAAAGACUGCAAGGUUCUAAAACAGAGACCAAGAUUUGUUGCACUAAAGAAGCAACCAUCUUACAUAGGAGGACAUGAAAGUUUGGAGUUAAGAGAUUAUCAGUUAAAUGGAUUGAAUUGGCUCGCUCAUUCAUGGUGCAAAGGGAAUAGUUGUAUUCUUGCAGAUGAAAUGGGUCUGGGUAAAACAAUACAAACAAUUUCUUUUCUGAACUACCUGUUUCAUGAACAUCAACUGUAUGGGCCUUUUCUACUGGUCGUGCCACUUUCUACCUUGACAUCUUGGCAAAGAGAGAUUCAAACUUGGGCUCCUCAGAUGAAUGCUGUAGUUUACUUAGGAGAUAUAACUAGUAGAAAUAUGAUAAGGACUCACGAAUGGAUGCAUCCACAGACUAAACGAUUAAAGUUUAACAUACUUCUGACGACAUAUGAAAUUUUACUGAAGGAUAAGUCAUUCCUUGGUGGUCUCAACUGGGCAUUCAUUGGAGUUGAUGAAGCUCAUCGUUUAAAAAAUGAUGACUCUUUGCUGUACAAGACUUUAAUAGACUUUAAGUCCAACCAUCGUCUUCUUAUUACUGGAACCCCUCUGCAAAACUCCCUCAAAGAGCUGUGGUCUUUGUUGCAUUUCAUCAUGCCAGAAAAAUUUUCCUCCUGGGAAGAUUUUGAAGAGGAGCAUGGCAAAGGAAGAGAAUAUGGUUAUGCAAGUCUUCACAAAGAGCUUGAACCAUUUUUACUGAGAAGAGUUAAAAAAGAUGUAGAAAAGUCUUUACCUGCCAAGGUUGAGCAAAUUCUGAGGAUGGAAAUGAGUGCACUGCAGAAGCAGUAUUACAAGUGGAUUUUAACACGGAAUUAUAAAGCCCUCAGUAAAGGUUCGAAAGGCAGUACCUCAGGCUUUCUGAACAUUAUGAUGGAACUUAAGAAGUGUUGUAACCAUUGCUACCUCAUUAAACCACCAGAUGAUAAUGAAUUCUAUAAUAAACAGGAGGCCUUACAGCAUUUGAUACGUAGCAGUGGGAAACUAAUCCUUCUUGACAAACUACUGAUUCGGCUGCGAGAACGUGGCAACAGAGUUCUGAUUUUCUCUCAGAUGGUGAGGAUGCUGGACAUCCUAGCAGAAUAUCUAAAGUACCGGCAGUUUCCCUUCCAGAGACUUGAUGGAUCAAUAAAAGGGGAAUUGAGAAAGCAAGCACUGGAUCAUUUCAAUGCAGAAGGAUCAGAGGUAUGGCAAUUAUUUUUUCCUACUUUGCUCUUUUUCCCAAGAAACAUUGACUCAUCCAGUAGUGAAGAUUCUGCUGAUGAUUCAUCCAGUGAAACCAAGAAGAAAAAGCAUAAAGAUGAAGACUGGCAAAUGUCAGGGUCAGGGUCAGUAUCAGGAACUGGUUCUGAUUCUGAAUCGGAGGAAGAUGGGGAUAAAAGCAGCUGUGAAGAAAGUGAAUCUGACUAUGAGCCAAAAAACAAAGUCAAAAGCCGUAAACCUCCAAGCAGGAUUAAGCCAAAAAGUGGGAAAAAGAGCACAGGACAGAAGAAGAGGCAACUUGAUUCAUCAGAGGAGGAGGAGGACGAUGAUGAAGAUUAUGAUAAGAGAGGAUCUCGUCGCCAGGCAACAGUGAAUGUUAGUUACAAAGAAGCUGAAGAAACCAAGACAGAUUCUGAUGAUUUACUGGAAGUUUGUGGAGAAGAUGUCCCACAGACUGAGGAAGAUGAAUUUGAAACUAUAGAGAAAUUUAUGGACAGUCGAAUUGGCCGAAAAGGAGGCCCCUUCCCACCUGUAUGGGACCUUAGUUUCUAUAUUAAACCUCUGGUGGCCUUGGAAGCUGUGGUUCAACAAGCUGCCCAGAUAGUAGCUGAUCUGGGGGAGACAGAGCGUCUGCACACUAGGUGCAAUAUCCGAGUAGUAGAAGAAGCAGAGGUGCUCUCAGUAGUUAAAACCAAGAGGCCACCUAUGCAGAACUCUCAGUCAUGGCCUGUAAGGGUCUCAUGUAAACAAAUGUUUAAUGACCUUAUUCGGGCUGGGGUCCAAUUUGCGAAGAUCGAUCGCCAGCCCAAUCGCAUCUGCCUUCAGCUGAAGGGUAAUCAGAGAUUCCAGAACUACCCGAAGAAACCAAGGGGGAAAGGUCCUGCUAUUAGUUCCAGGGUCUCUGGCUGCCUGUGCUGGCAGGAGUCUGCUAGGGUCCUCGGCCAAGCUGCCACACAAAACACAGCAGACAAGAUGGUGGCACUGGAUUUAAGGGCAAUGGAUUUAAGAAAGAGCAAAAUUCACUGGACAGAGGAAGCUGCAACGAAGUGUAAGAAAUACAACCGUUUUGGGACACCAAGUUCAGAAGAGAGUCCUUGUUUAAAUAAAAUCAUGUAUCUAUUUGGUGAAAAUACUUAUGUUCCGAAACAUAAGGUAGCUAACUUUUCCAAUAUGGAUGAAGAUGACAUUGAGUUGGAACCAGAACAAAAUCUAAGAAACUGGGAAGAAAUCAUUCCAGAAGUCCAGUGGCGACGAAUAGAAGAAGAGGAAAGACAAAAAGAACUUGAAGAAAUAUAUAUGCUUCCAAGAAUGAGAAACUGUGCAAAACAGAUCAGCUUUAAUGGAAAUGAAGGGAGAUGCAGUAGGAGCAGAAGAUAUUCUGGAUCUGAUAGUGAUUCCAUCUCAGAAAGAAAACGACCAAAAAAACGUGGACGACCACGAACUAUUCCCCGUGAAAUCAUUAAAGGAUUUAGUGAUGCGGAGAUUAGACGAUUUAUCAAGAGUUACAAGAAAUUUGGUGGCCCACUUGAAAGGUUAGAUGCUAUAGCUAGAGAUGCUGAGCUAGUUGAUAAAUCUGAAACAGACCUUAGACGUCUGGGAGAACUUGUACAUAAUGGAUGCAUUAAGGCUUUAAAUGAUAAUGACUUUGGUCAAGGAAGAACAGGUGGUAGAUUUGGGAAAGUUAAAGGCCCAACAUUCCGAAUAUCAGGAGUGCAGGUGAAUGCAAAGCUAGUCAUUUCUCACGAAGAAGAGUUGGCACCAUUGCAUAAAUCCAUUCCUUCAGAUCCAGAAGAAAGGAAAAGAUAUGUCAUCCCAUACCACACCAAAGCAGCUCAUUUUGAUAUAGAUUGGGGUAAAGAAGAUGAUUCCAAUCUGUUAAUAGGUAUCUAUGAAUAUGGUUAUGGUAGUUGGGAAAUGAUAAAAAUGGAUCCUUAUCUCAGUUUGACACAGAAGAUUUUACCUGAUGAUCCAGAUAAGAAACCCCAGGCUAAGCAGUUACAGACUCGUGCAGACUACCUCAUUAAAUUGCUGAAUAAAGACCUUGCAAGAAAAGAAGCGCAGAGACUUGCUGGUGCAGGCAAUUCAAAGAGGAAAAAAACAAGAAGUAAGAAGAAUAAAACAACAAAGACUGCAAAAAUAAAAGAAAUAAAGAAUGACUCCUCAUCACCACCCUCAGAAAAAUCUGAUGAGGAUAAUGAGGAUGAGAUUGUUUCAGUGAAAUAUCUACAUAAAAAAAUAAAAGCAGAAAAAGAAAAUGAAGAAAAAGAUGGGCCAGAUGUUGGUAUAAAGACAGAAGCUGGAGAAAAAAGAGAGACAAAAGAAAAGGAAAAUAAGAGGGAUUUGAGAUGGGAGAAAAAAGAAAAAGAGGAUAAGAAAGAAUUAAAAUAUAUUAAAGAAAAGAGAGAAAACAAAGUAAAAGAAUUCACACAGAAAGUAAAAGAAGUAAAGGAAGAGAAGAUAAAUGAAAUCAAAUCUGAAUAUAAAGAAAAAAAUAAAAAAGUUCCAUUAUUGGAUAUUCCAGUUCAUAUUACUGCAAUUAGUGAACCAGUUCCUAUAUCUGAUGAAUCUGAAGAACUGGAUCAGAAGACAUUCAGUGUGUGCAAAGAAAGAAUGAGGCCUGUCAAAGCAGCACUGAAACAGCUGGAUAGACCAGAGAAGGGCCUUUCUGAAAGGGAGCAGCUGGAACAUACUAGGCAGUGUCUAAUCAAAAUUGGGGAUCACAUUACAGAAUGCCUGAAGGAGUACACAAAUCCAGAGCAAAUAAAACAGUGGAGGAAAAACUUGUGGAUUUUUGUCUCCAAGUUUACAGAAUUUGAUGCCAGAAAGCUGCACAAACUCUACAAACAUGCAAUCAAAAAGCGCCAAGAGUCUCAGCAGCACAAUGACCAAAACAUUAGCAGCAAUGUGAAUACACAUGUAAUCAGAAAUCCAGAUGUGGAAAGACUGAAGGAGACUACAAACCAUGAUGACAGUAGCAGGGAUAGUUAUUCUUCUGAUAGACAUUUAUCACAAUACCAUGAUCAUCACAAAGACAGGCAUCAGGGAGAUGCCUAUAAGAAAAGUGACUCUAGGAAAAGGCCGUAUUCAGCCUUCAGUAAUGGAAAAGAUCACAGAGACUGGGAUCACUACAAACAGGACAACAGAUACUACAGUGAUAGUAAACAUAGAAAGUUAGAUGACCACAGAAGCAGAGAUCACAGAUCAAACCUGGAAGGAAACUUAAAAGACAGCCGGGGUCAUUCAGAUCACCGCUCCCAUUCAGACCACAGGAUACACUCAGAUCACCGUUCCACUUCAGAAUACGGUCAUCACAAAUCUUCCAGAGAUUAUAGAUACCACUCAGACUGGCAAAUGGACCACAGAGCUUCUGGUAGUGGCCCAAGGUCACCACUAGAUCAGAGGUCUCCGUAUGGUUCAAGGUCUCCCCUAGGACACAGAUCUCCAUUUGAACACUCGUCGGAUCACAAAAGUACACCUGAACAUACAUGGAGUAGCCGGAAGACAUAACAAAGACUGACAUUUUCUGGACCUUCUUUUAGCCAUAUACAGUAAACUAACACAGUAAUUGCCUUACGUGACUUGAAAGAUAUGGACUGGAUAUUCUAUCAGUAGCAGUAUUGUUACUUCUUUCCAGGAUGCAAGGUCUAUUAUCCCAACAGAAGAAAAAUAUUUUUGUAUUUAAAGUUUAUGCUGCACUGUGCUGCAAAUGUUGUAGCACUUUUUUUUAAGAAAUGGAAGAUGUUUACUUUUACAGGGACCUCAACACUGCCCCUUUCAGACUGGAUCUUACUAUAAAACUCUUCAUGUCAAAGUGAUUUUAGGCUGAACACAGAUUAAAUUAUGUUUGUAAAUGAACAUUUAAACACUGACCUGUGCUUAUGUUUCAGGAAAGAAUGGGGGAUUUAUUUUGUUUUAUUUCUUAGUAGAGAACUCUCAAGGACUUUGUUCACUUUCCAAAGCUACUUGUUUACAUUGUACACUGCGACCACCUUGCCGCUUUUCAUCACAAGCUUGAAUAUUUAAAUUCUGUAACUACAGUUGUAAAAUACCCAGGAUUUCUCCUGUUUGUGAUCAGUUAUAAUGCCUUUUUAUGAAACAAACAACAAAAAAAUUAAAAAAAACCACAACAAAACCAACAAAUGGCUGUAAAUUAUUGUAAAUUAAUUAAAUGAGCUUUUUUCCCCUCUCAGGCUUUUUUUGGCUGUUCCUUUCCCCACCAACUCAGGCCUUCUUUUCACAAAGUCGAUAAACUUACAUGUUUAAAUAAAAUAUCUCAAUGAAAUCAGAAUGUAAAAAUGGGGAAAGGGAAUAUUUUAUUCCAUUUAGUGGUCCUUUUUUAUUGGAUAUGUUAGAUACCUGUUUUUGGUUGUUUUUUGGGGUUUUUUUGUUUUUUUUCUACUAAACUGUCAGUGUUGUGAUUGUUGUAAUGGAACAGUGAGAAAUAUCCAGCUAAACUAUGCUCUGGAAAGCUUUUCAGGUGCAUUGGUUUAAAGAAGGAAGUGUUCAGUACCUGAACACUUUAAAACCCAGAUCAGCCAAGAUUUAUUGUAAAUCCAUUUGUUUUCACACUUUAACAUGGGCAAUAAUGUCAAAUGUGCUAUGCAGCCAGUUCAUAUUUUAGAAGAUUUGAAUGACUUUAUUAACAGAAUUGUUACAAUGCACAUUGAUUGUACAUAGAUAACUUCUAUCUGACAAAUUAAAUUUAACUAAAAGGAUA